GCAACUCUAUGGCUUCCACGAAAGGCAGAAACUGAUUUUCCUUUGUGUACAGCACCAGUGAUAGCAUCGCUGUCAGUUCGUGUGAUUUUCGCAAAAAACAGAAAAUGCUUCUUGCAUUACAUGUCGCCAUUCUACAUUAACGACCGUUCAUCUGUGCUGAUUUAGCGUAGGCUAUAGAACCACAAGACAAUUUGACGCGAGUCGUAUGCAGUGAAUAAUGUAGCGAACUAAGAGAUAUUAACAAAAGCUUCAGUUAUGUUUUUGGCGGAAACGGUGGAGAAAGGGGUGUGAUGGUUUUUGUUCAGCUCUGAGUCAUCCAACAUGUCUCACUCUUCCAAGCCUCGAUCCCACCCUUGUGGCCUUUGCGACAAAUCUUUUGCCCAGAUAUCCAUGCUCACCAAACACCAGCAACUGCACACUGAAGACAAGCCCUACAAAUGCCCCUACUGUGACAAGUCUUUUACUCUUUCUUCUCGUCUGGUUCUACAUAAACGCACCCAUGCUGGGGAGAAGCCUCAUACCUGCCGGCUUUGCUCCAAGACCUUCAUCUCGUCGACCCACCUGGCCCUGCACCUGCGCUCGCACACCGGAGAGAGGAAGUACAAAUGCAGUGUAUGUUCCAAAAUGUUCAUGCAGGCGUCCCAACUUAUGCGCCACAAGACCAUCCACACUGGCGAGAAACCCUUCAAAUGUCCAGAUUGCAAUAAGUGCUUCGGCCGUGCCUCACACCUGAAAACCCAUCGUAGGCUCCACACCGGUGAAAAACCCUUCAAAUGUACACAAUGUGAAAGGGCUUUUACGCAAAAGGCCGGACUUAUUAUACACUUGCGCUUGCACACAGGUGAGCGCCCUUUUAAGUGUGACAAAUGUGGCAAGGCCUUUCGCACGUCAGCCCACCUGCUUAGCCAUCAGGCUUUGGAGCUGGGCGAGGGAAGGUACACCUGUGCCACGUGCAACAAGGGCUUCAGGUCGGUGUCCGUGCUAAAACAACACGAGAAAAGCCACCAGGGCAGCGGGAUGCUGUGUUGUAGCGUGUGCUCGGGGGCCUUCGCUCAGUCCUCUUAUCUGCAGCUCAAACUGCACUUACAAAACAGAGAGCAGCUCUUCCAUUGCAAGGUGUGCAACAAAAUCUUCGUGAAGAUGUCCACUUUUGAGAAACACUGCAAAAAACAUCAGACAGAGAUGGACGGAUGUGAGGACGAGGAAGUAAAAGAGGAAGAUGAUCCCCCAUUUGAGCUGCAUACUGCUGCAUCCCCAACGCCGUCGACGUCAGAAGUCAACACGCGCUCCAAAACAAGAGCCAAAAUUAAGAGUACAAUGGAAAGCUCAUAAGAAUGGACAGGCAUAACAUUCACUUAAUGUCUUUCUGUAUUUGUGAUGUAUGAUAUAAAUUAUGCUUUCAUCUGCUCUUAGUUGUGUAAAAUAAUAAAGAUAAUUCUCUGCAUGCAUACAAUACAGACCUAUAGACCACGGGCAGUUGUACAAAAACUUGCCUUUGCACAGCUUUUUACAUUUAACUUAAUUUAAUAAAAAAUAAAAAAAAUUAUCUUAUCAAAAAGUGGUACAAUUCUAUAUCUUAUCAGCUUUGAAGAUAUACUGUAUGCAUACUUUUACUGCAUACAGUUACUUUACUUGGAACCAAUUCUUUAGUUCUUAAUUUUGCACAACCCCAUCAAAAAUACUAAAACUUACUACUACACAUACUAUAUCUAAAAAUGUAAGAGAAUUGAGACAAACACAAAAUGUGAACCCACAGAAAGCUCCAUGGAAAUGAAAGGACCGUCAUUAAGUGCCCAUUUUGCUUCUAAGAAUGUAAUAACCAUUCAGCAGAAAUCAGCACAGAAAAUGUGGAAAAACAUUCACACCGGGCCAAGCCUUAUGCACAAACCAUUUCAUAAUGCACCAUUUUUUUAAUUUAUGUUUCAGUAAUACAGUAAUUACAUAGGUGUGCAGUCAGCUACAUGCAACUGACAAAUACAGAGAAUAUAUAAAUGCUUGCACAUAACCCACAAUACAUAGAUGCUUGGUCAAUUCAUGCAGGGUUAUCAUAAUCCACAAUGUAUU
Messenger RNA from Sinocyclocheilus anshuiensis, 2064 nucleotides. RefSeq names its product zinc finger protein 239-like. NCBI's taxonomy places the organism in Eukaryota, Metazoa, Chordata, Actinopteri, Cypriniformes, Cyprinidae. The coding region runs from base 322 to 1332 and encodes 336 amino acids. Gene Ontology annotation, cellular component: nucleus. The transcript has 3 exons. Gene Ontology annotation, biological process: regulation of gene expression. The record is from RefSeq and is a predicted model, not a curated record.